AUGCACUUUGAACAUCAGUUUGCAGCCAUUAUCGAUUCACAUCUACAAUCUGUGCAACAAUCAAUGCAGCGUCUUCCAAAUGUGAACAUAAUCAGGCUUCAAUUAUCAGCUUUGAAAAAACUACCACACAUUACACCCCACACGUCUAUAGCUGAUCUACCCAACGAUCAAUAUAAAGCCAUUACUGUAUUAACAAAUAUGAUGGGUUCUCACCGCAAUCAAUGGCCAUACUUUUUUUUAACUGGAUCAGCUGGCACGGGAAAAUCAUUUAUUAUACAUCUAUUCCGCAAUCAUCUUCACUCUAGGAGGAUUAAAUAUCUCGUGUUGGCUCCAACUGGUGUUGCAGCCCAGAAUGUGGAUGGACAAACUAUCCAUUCCGCAUUAAAAAUAUCAUCUUCCAAUACGAAUUACCAAUCUUCCUACAAAACACUUUUAUUUACCGAUGUUUCUCUACAAAAUAAAAUGAGAAAUAUUAAAACACUUAUCAUAGAUGAAGUAUCCAUGGAAGUACGCUUAGGCAGAAUAUCUGAUAAUUCCUGGCAUAUGCUACAGGCAAAAAAUUUACAACACGUCAACACGGAAUCAGACAUUAAUUCCUUCAAUACGACCUUUAUUGUUGGUUAUAAAGAAUCUGCAGAACGGAUUAAUAUAUCGUUUUGCAAUUUAUUAGAAAUUACAUGCGAAAAUGACAUAUUAAUAAGUACUGCUGUAGACAAGGUGAACGACGAAGAAUGGGAUAACGAAUAUUCACAACCCAAAUCAGUAGAUUCCAUUUCUACUCCAGAUAAUUCGGGUGAAGAGCAAGCAGAUUCAAAAGACAAAUCAAUGCCAACAGCUCCGAAAAGAGCACUACGAUCCAAUGACAAACCCAAGCUUCCCAACCUAGCGUCAGACAUCCUAAACUUACCAUCAUACAAGGAACCGUAA
Paraglomus occultum is the source of this 927-nucleotide messenger RNA. Lineage: Eukaryota; Fungi; Glomeromycota; Glomeromycetes; Paraglomerales; Paraglomeraceae. The record is from the annotation of a GenBank genome assembly.